GUCCCUCCACUUUUUGUCUCUCCUUUCCCUCUUCCUUCUCUCUUCCUUCUUUUCUUCUUCUCUCUUCUUCCUUCUCUUUUCCAUCGAUUCUGGCCCGUUGGUCUCUCUGGUCACCUCUACCGCUCUCUCAUUGAUCCCAUAAUGUCCGAUCCGUACUUUGUGCUGUCGACGUUGACUUCCUGCUAGCUUUGUUGUCUCUCCACUUCCACUCCUUCUGACUCCGCGUUGAUUGUUUGGGUCUGUUUAUAUCACGUCACCCGCUCCCCUCACGUCAGGCGCGUCCUGUCAUUGUCAAUUUAUCUGCAUCAGCCGCCAUUGCGACCUUGCCCGUGGAAUUAUCGGUCCCUCCCACUCUUCCUGCAGACCCGCUGCACUCGGUUACCCCUCAAGCUGCCACCUGCCGCUGUCCCACACCUUCUCUUCACCUCCCCCCCUCUGUUCGCCUGAAGACCUCGCCUGACGUGGCUGUCCCUUUCAAGCGAGACGUCAUGAACGACACUGGCGCUCAUCCAGGUGUGAGGAAUCUCCUUGCCCGGUUUGAGAACAGCCAGAGCAGCACCACCUCCCCUCCUUCCCGCGGUCGGUCUCCCGUCGAUUCGGAGAAUUCGGGCUCGGCCAGACCGCUGUCCAAGGUGCGGGCCAGCUUCGUCGCCGUCGAUGGUGCCGUGCAAUCUCCAGUGGCCGGUCUGCGCAAGACCAGCGGCCGCAGCGAGAGUCCCGCCGCUCCGCUCAGGGUCAGAAGCUUCAACUCCGACGAUGGUGCCAGUCUGAAAAGUCCCUUGUCGGCAUCCCCUUCCAGCAGUGGCUUCCCAACCGAACAGAACGCGACCGAAAAUGGCACUGAAUCCAAAGAGAUCAGCUCCAAGGAGCUGUCUGAACCCCCGGCCCCUGCUCCACAGGUUGUUGAGGCUCCAGAGGCACCGGUUGAAGAAAGCUUGAAGUCUCCGGUGAAGGAAGCUGUCUCAUCGCACGACAAGGAAAACCAGCCUGUUUCGGAACCUGCUGCCAUUACGGUCACCCCUGCGCCCCCCACCGCCUCUCCCGCGAAAACAACCAAAACCGUUACCAAGCGACCCUCGGCAAUCCAGGUGGGAAAGACAGCCGCUACCAACAAACCGGCCCCUAAGCCGACCUCCGCCACGGCCCCAAAAUCUUCUGUUCAACCGCGUACUCCGACGUCCCCGGCAAAGACUGAAACCGAGAAAACCAGGACGGCCCGUUCUCCGAAGCCUCCUCCUGCUGCCACUCGAGCCCCCGCUCACAAGCCAAGCCGGACAUCCCUGAACCCUGCGACUACUGCGACUAGAACCACCGCUCCGCGACCUGCCCGCGCUUCGAUGCCCGCGCGUGAGGCCACUAAGACCGGCGCUUCUGAUGCAUCCCGUGCCACCAAGCCCCGAUCCAGAUCCCCGGCCAAGUCUACCCGCCUCCCACCCUCGGCGACGGCCCCGACUUUGUCGUCUGCCGGCAGUAAGUCAGGUGCUACCGGAACGGCCACUUCUAGACUCACUCGCAAGCCGUCGACCCUGAAAUCUGCCAACCCCGGGACCCAGCAGCGCGCAAUUACCCCCACUGCGUCGAGCGUGCGCAAGACCUCCCGCCCCUCCCCUCCUUCCGGAGGCGAGCGACCCCAAUCCCGAGUGAGCAAUGGCAGCUCUAAGCCUGUCGACGAGGGCUUCUUGGCUCGCAUGAUGCGCCCCACCGCCAGCUCUGCCAGCAAGACCCACGAGAAGGUCGACGUGAAGAGCCCUCCCCGCACCUCGAAGCCGACUCGUGCACCGGUGAAGAAGGUGGCUUCCAAGGCCGAGAUUCGAGCCCCCCGUGUGGCCAAGAAUGGUGAGAAAGCUCAGCCCACACCUGUUGAGAAGGCGAACGAGGCCCUCCAGAAGGAAAUCGCCACGGAGCCUGUCAUCAAGGAAGAGACAUCGAACGAUGUUUCUGACGAGCCCCAAGCCGAUCUCCCCAAGCCCGUUGAGCCUACUGUGGACUCUCAGGAGAAGCCUGCCGAAGCUCCCGUGGAACCCUCUACUGAAACCACUGCUGAGAAGCAGCCUAUUGAGACCCCCACUGAGCCGUCGGCUGCCCCUGCCGAGGAGUCGAUCGAGUCUACCGUGGAGACCUCUGUCGAGCAGGUUGAGCAGCCUACUGAGCCCUCGGUGGAACAGACCGCUGAUGCUGCCCAGUCGGCCACCGAAGAUGCUGCCUCCCCCGUCGAGUCUAUCGAUGCUCCUGCCCAGCCUACGGACCUGAGUGAGAACAACUCUUCCGUCGAGCCCAAGGAGCCCGCCGAGCCUGCAGUCCCCGAGCAGACCGUGGCAGACAAGACCGCUAGCGAUCUCCCCGAGUCUGCUGCGCCCGCUCCCGAAUCGAAGGACACUGACGAGAUUGAUAUCGCCAAGUUGUCCCUGACCUAGAUGAAACCAUUAAGCUGCUAGCCGUGUGGUUCCAUUUGUCAGCUUGAAGAUCAAAAAACCCCAAUAUUUCUUUUUCAAAUUUGCUCCCAUUUUUUAUUCAAUUCUUGUCAUCUACUUUCUUCGUUAUACCCUUUUGAUAGUCGUGAUACGAUCAAUAGGAAGGUCUUCACGCAACUUUUCUUUUCUAUUCCAAGCUGGUUUCUUUUUUACUUGACUUGAUCUGUCCUGCAGGUCUCGGUUUCGGGAAAGCAUUUGUGUUCUAUGGUUGGAGCAAGGCCGACAAUGUGUGCAAGCUGGAGCAUCUGCUGGUGGAGUUGUGUUUGGUCCCAUUUGGUCUUGUCUUAGCGUUAUAAACUGCAUAUUGCAUACAUAUCAGAGUUCUCCAGGACUGAUUGCUUUCGAUUUCUGUUUCUGUUUAGAGCUUAGUGUCGUCUUUAAUUGAGAAUUUGGGGUUUACUGCAGUUGCUUGGUUGUG
Aspergillus steynii IBT 23096 is the source of this 2889-nucleotide messenger RNA. RefSeq lists its product as uncharacterized. The transcript has a single exon. The record is from RefSeq and is a predicted model, not a curated record. NCBI's taxonomy places the organism in Eukaryota, Fungi, Ascomycota, Eurotiomycetes, Eurotiales, Aspergillaceae. The coding region runs from base 489 to 2414 and encodes 641 amino acids.